AAGGUUACGUGUAUUUACUUUAAGGAAUGCGGAUAAUCUUAGUACUUCAAAUAAAACCGCAUAUAGGAUCAACUUACAAGAUAACUAUACGAAUUACACUUUUGCAUUGAAGCGUGGUUUGUUAGAAUGACUUCAAACUUUUAGAUUUAUAUAUAUGUCAAGUUGUUGAGCAACAAAUCUCUCGCUCUCAUACGUGGCCAACAGGAAACGUGCAACAGUACAACGAAAAAUAACGUAAAAGCAGAGACAAGAGGGCAUGGCAAAGACAUUUCCUUAUACAUGAAAGGCAAAUGAAACAGACAAUCACUUCAGGCAGAACUGUCAAGCAGAGAUAAGAGGAACACAGUGGUAUCACAAGCAGGUGACAGGAGGGCCUUAAUAACACAUCACCACCUCCCUGGUGUGGUCAGGACUGGAGAGCUGGAUACAUUGAGAAUACUGAAUAGCAACACAACAAUACUUCUGAUACAAUGGGUCAGUGCUGUGCAAAGUGCAAGGAAAGUCCAGAGGUGGUUAGUGUGGGGGAGAGACAGGAGGUUGGUCGACCUUCUCUCACACCAUUAGUAGCUUCAGAAGAGUCUCCAGACGCACAGGAUGUCGCCCCUGCCCCGCCAGUUCAACCACAGGAUGAGCCCCAGCCUGAGGCCCCGUCAGAGCCCAGUGAGAGAAGUACCUCAGCCUCACCAGUAUCAGCUAUGAAAGAUGGAGAGGCCCUUCCUUCAUCUCCAAAGGGGGAUUAUCUUGAUUUUCCAAUUAUGCAAGAUAUGAAGACCAUAGAAUAUGUCCUAAAGAGCAAAGUUAUUGUAAUUAUGAAAGGCCUCCCAGGAUCAGGGAAAUCAUUCAUCAGUAACCAGCUGAAAAAAAUGUACAAGGAUGGAGUAAUAUGCUCAGCAGACCACUACUUCAUGAAGGGUGGACAAUACAAGUUUAAUGCAGACAAGCUGAAGUUUGCUCAUGAGUUCUGUCAGGAGAAUGCAAGGAAGGCUGCUGUCAGUGGUGCUCCUGUUAUUAUUAUUGACAACACAAACAUUCAAGCAUGGAACUACAAGUACUACUUGAGGCUGAGCAAAGAGCUUCACUACACGCCUCUCAUUCUGGAGCCUCAAACACCCUGGGCAAAGAACAUCAAGUUGCUUGCCAAAAAGAACUCUCAUAGUGUUCCCAAAGAGGCGUUAGAUCAGAGGCUGAAGAAAUAUGAACCAGCACUACCACUGUACUAUUGGUGGUUCCUGAAUGAGGAGGACUCCAGUCAAAUUCUUACCCUGGCACAGGACUGGCUGAAGAAGUCGCUGCAGGUGCAAGAAUUUUUCAGAGACUUCUGUGAAUUUUCCAAGCUCUCAUCAGUUGAAGACAUGUUGAUGUACUACAAGAGAAAUGAGGGACCUGGAGACUACAAAGUUCUCCAUGCCACUGCCUGUGUCACCAGGAAGGGCAAGGCAAAGAAUGCCAAGGAGUACAUGGCAAAGAAGGUUGUCAGAGAUUCUCUUGGCAAAAAUUUCCCCCUCCAUAUCAUUGGCUUUGUCUUAACACCACGGACAUAUGGAGCCAGGCUAAGGUUAGGAGAAGAGGCACUGGAGUUGUGGGGCAUGGAUGAUCAUGAGGUAGAGUCAGAAGACACCACAAGUGCACCAGCAGGUCAACAGCCUGCUAGAGAUGGUCAAGUCAGCUUAGGUGACACAAACUUGAGGAGAGGCUCUUGUCAUAGCACCUUAAGAACAGGGGAGUCUCAGCUGCACAAAUCUCGGUUUCAUCCUACGAGUGACAGAGGAAGCCGUGCUCAUCUCACUCUUGGAUGUGCCCCAAAGGUCCAUGCUAAAAUCACUGGAUUUGACUUGAUGAAAGUUGUUUCCUUUGAGCAAAGAGUUGUAAAAAAUGGAAACCCUGAAGGGUCAAGUGAAAUGUUUGAAUCCUUUUCAAUCCCAGAAGGUGAACUGAGAACUUAUGGUGAAAAUAUUUGGGUCAUAUAUCCAGAGAAAGAAGUUCAUGUCAGUUCUUUGUUUUCAGCAUUUUAUUAGGUACAGUGGAAUUUCUCUCUCUCUCUCUCUCUCUCUCUCUCUCUCUCUCUCUCUCUCUCUCUCUCUCUCUCUCUCUCUCUCUCUCUCUCUCUCUCUCUCUCUCUCUCUCUCUC
This is a messenger RNA of Scylla paramamosain (green mud crab), 2128 nucleotides long. RefSeq names its product 2',3'-cyclic-nucleotide 3'-phosphodiesterase-like. The record is from RefSeq and is a predicted model, not a curated record. NCBI's taxonomy places the organism in Eukaryota, Metazoa, Arthropoda, Malacostraca, Decapoda, Portunidae. Gene Ontology annotation, molecular function: 2',3'-cyclic-nucleotide 3'-phosphodiesterase activity. Gene Ontology annotation, biological process: cyclic nucleotide catabolic process. Gene Ontology annotation, cellular component: membrane; cytoplasm. Bases 471 to 2015 code for a protein of 514 amino acids. The transcript has 5 exons.